This is a messenger RNA of Hypoxylon trugodes, 2673 nucleotides long. RefSeq names its product subtilisin-like protein. Gene Ontology annotation, molecular function: serine-type endopeptidase activity; tripeptidyl-peptidase activity. Bases 1 to 2673 code for a protein of 890 amino acids. The record is from RefSeq and is a predicted model, not a curated record. The transcript has 12 exons. Gene Ontology annotation, cellular component: cell wall; membrane; cytosol. Gene Ontology annotation, biological process: proteolysis. NCBI's taxonomy places the organism in Eukaryota, Fungi, Ascomycota, Sordariomycetes, Xylariales, Hypoxylaceae.
AUGCGUUUCUCAACUCUUGCUGUGGUCCUUCCCUUCACUAGGGGAGUCGCGGCUUUGAGUCGCAGGGCUGACAAUAAUGCUAAUGCGGCUCCUAUAGUAGGAAGCUAUAUCAUUGAAUAUGCACCUGGUCAAGCGCAUCGACGUGAUGGCCUUGCGGCCGCCGAGGGCGUUCGGAUCGUCAAGUCUUUCGAAAGUCCUGUCUUUACUGGUGCCACCAUCGAGACUAACUCCUACAGCAUCAAUGCACUUCAAGCUUUACCCGAUAUCCUCCAUGUCUGGCCUAACGAGAAAGUUUACCUAGGCCCCGUUGAACCACAGAUCAUCAGUGAUCUGCCGGCUAAUCUCAACUACACCACUCACAAUGUCACGGGGGUGAGCAAGCUGCACGAGGCUGGUAUUUUUGGUAAGGGUGCGAAAGUCGGCGUUGUUGAUACGGGUACCUGGUAUAACCACACCGCCCUUGGUGGUGGUUUUGGUCCUGGCUUCAAGGUGGCGGGUGGAUGGGACUUCAUCGGUGACGGAUACUGGCCUAGCGAAGAUAAAAAGCCCGAUGCUGACCCUCUUGAUCACAUUGGCCACGGAACCCACGUCGCUGGUAUCAUUGCGGCGAAAGCAGACACAUGGACUGGUGUCGCUCCUGAAGCCACCUUAUACUCAUAUAAGGUUUUCCCUUCAUAUCAGGAUUACACUGAUACCGCAACGCUUAUCGACGCAUUUCUACGAGCCUAUGAUGACGAGGUUGACAUCGUAACUGCUAGUAUUGGCCAACCUGGUGGGUGGUCGACCGGCGCUUGGGCUACAGUCGCAUCUCGUCUCGUCGACGAAGGCAUCCUCGUCACUAUCUCCGCCGGAAACUCAGGUGACCAGGGUCCUGUUUAUGGUAGCGAUGGAUCGUCUGGCACGAACGUCCUUGCGGUUGCAUCGGUCGAGACGGAAGCGUUCCCUGAAUUCCCGUUCGGAGCGAACUUCACACUUGAUGGAGUCACUAACACAACCACUCUCGGUUACCUUCCAUCGACGAACUACUUUCCUUUGAAAGUCGUGGGGUGGCCCAUUGUACCUUUGGCUUUUAACACCUCCGACUCCGCCGAGGCAUGUGAGCCAUACCCCGAAGGCACGCAAAACCUAACGGGCAAGAUCCCCCUUGUUCGACGCGGUACCUGCCCAUUUGCCACCAAGCAGAGCAAUCUAGAGGCACUAGGAGCAGAGUACAUGUUAUUCUACAACAACGAGAGCCCACUAAUCCAACCCGGAACAACGGAUGACGACACCCUAAUCGCGCUCGUCGUGGCGGAGAUUGGAGAAGCCAUUAUUGACUUCGUGAAAAAGAACGGCACUGUGACUGCUGACUUCUCUGUCAACCCCGAGAACCCAAUUGCCUACUCGAACCCAUUCGCUAAUAAACCGGACACCUUUACGCAAUGGGGACCGUCUUAUGACUUGGACUUCAAGCCGGAUAUUGCUGCGCCCGGUGGUAACAUCUUCAGUACCUAUCUUAACGGCGACUACGCCAUCAUGAGCGGGACAUCUAUGGCGGCACCAUAUGUUGCUGGCGUAGCAGCGCUGUAUAUCGGGACCUUCGGUGGUCGUAGCGUUCACGGUAAGGGUUUCGCGCAGACAUUGCGCAAAAGAAUUAUCGCCAGUGGAGCUGCGCUACCUUGGUUCGACGGUACAGAUACGGAGUACAACUUCACCGCCAGCGUGGCGCAAGUCGGCAACGGGCUAGUCAACGGAUUCAAAGUCGUGAAUUAUAGCACCAUGAUUGAAUAUGAGAAGUUCAACCUGAACGACACUGCCAACUUUAAGGAGUCACACCCUGUUACCAUCACGAAUAAUGGUGCGAGUGAUGUCAGUUACAGCUUUUCCACCCAGAGCGCUGGCGGCGUCGAGGUCGUUGGCUAUCUCAGUGCCGAGGGUGGAUACUCGAGACGAGUGAAGAAGUUUGAUGAAUUGGAGCCUUUAGAGUUAAAUGUCGAUAUCAAUCUACCUGAAGACUUCACUUUGAAAGCUGGCGAGAGCAGAAUUGUGUCCGUCGACUUCGUUAACCCUCAAGGUCUUGGCUGGAAUGCAUCCGCCUUCCCUGUAUAUAGCGGGAAGGUUAUUCUCUCUUCCAGCACCGGAGAACAACUCUCCUUCCCCUAUUUGGGUCUCGGCGCUGACUUGAAGGGGGAAUUACAAUCCGUCUAUUAUCCCGGUUACCCCUUUUCGAAGUCCUCUGUCUAUGGUAACGACAUCAAGAACAAAUCAUCCUACACGUUCAAUCUCAGUACAUCUUCUCAAGACUUCCCAAAGAUUUAUUAUCAGCUUAUCUGGGGUAUCAAGGAGACCCGCUGGGAUAUAUACGAGGCCGGUUGGAACGAGAGCCAAUGGAAAUAUCCACCCGUUGAAGGCGAGAAUGGUUAUAUCGGACCAGCUGCCUCUUGGAAUGGUACCGCCAAUUACUUCAACCCAUCGAUAUAUAACCCGAAUGACGCUUUCACCUAUCCUCGCACCGACAGCCUCCGCGGAGGUGGAGAGGAUUGGUGGUUCGGGAGACUGGGUAAUGGUAGCCAGAUUGCGAAUGGCAACUACACGUGGCGUUAUGCUACGCUGAGACCGUUCGGAGAUCCGACCGUUUCGGAAGACUGGGAUAUCUAUAAGACUCCUCAGAUUUCAGUUCUGGGACACUAUUAG